GCUGCUUUCCGUGAUGAAAGCGGCAAGUUGAGCGGCAGAAUAUAUUACUACACGUGCGUUUUGUUUAAUAUAUUGUUGUGAAUGUUUUAUGAACAUACUCCGGGAUUAUUUACAGCACUCGUCUAAGUUUUACUGGAUAUAAGAGAGCGCCUAUAAACACAACCCUACGAAACAUUCAACCUCUUUUCCCACUUCUGCUGGAAAAGUGGAGCAUAAAAGGCCUGAUUUGGAUAUCCAUGGCUUUAUUAUGAGUUCUGCAGGAUCAAGGAAGGUGGAGACCCUCACAGGCCUGAACUAGCCUCCACUCUCUUACACAUUAUGGCCUCAGCCCAACCAUACUGGGAUCAACACCAUGACCAUGACGACACCAUGGAUAAGCUGUUUUUUGGAUUUGGUUCGGAGUCCAUGGACCACAGCUUGAGAAUGUAUCAGCAAAACUCCACAAACGUGGGCUUUGAAAGAAAGACGUCUGGCUCCUGUUCUCCAUGUCUGUCUCCCAAGACUCCCAAUCCUACACAGCUGCUGUUUUCCUCUCAGUGCCACCCACCUGUGGGAGACCAGGUGGUUCCGUCCUUACAAAAACUGUCUGUUUAUGAACACGUACCCCCUUGUUCGCCAAGACGAACAACUAAACCUCUCCCACCCCUCCCGGACAUAGGCGACCUGUCCUCUGAUGAAGCAGAAGACAACGAGGUUGAGUUUUUCUCCAACGCCUCUGAGAGCCAAUGUCUGGUGCCUAAAACCCCGUCCUUCCAAUACGGCUUGCCGGGGAGGCGCAGUUUUCGGGGACACGGUCAGAUAAACUUUGCAUAUAAUGAAGGGCCUCAGUGGGAGCAGACGGUAACACAAAACCAAGACAGACCUCAGCGCCGGCUGCAUCGCUCCCAUUCCGGGCCUUCCGGAUCCUUCAAGGCCACCAACUUCAGGACGACCGGCCUUCACCAUUCUCCCCACAGCCACCCACAGGAAAAACCCGAAGUCCCACCUCGUGUCCCAAUCCGUCCUCGCUUCAGCGAGACCACGGACCGCAGACGGCCAUCAAUUAAUGACUUUGAUGCAGACAAACCUCCCAAAGUGCCGCCCAGGGAACCUAUCCCUCAGGUCAUACCACGUGCCAUUAGUCCAAAAAGUCUGCCGAUUUACGUCAACGGGGUAAUGCCUCCUACUCAGAGCUUUGCUCCUUAUCCCGAGUAUGUGAGUAAGGCUCAACACAGGCAGAGCUGCGAGGGCUUGCCGCCUCCCCGUAGCCCCUGUAUUCUGCCCAUUAUGGAAGAUGGGAAGAAAGUCAGCAGUACCCAUUACUUCCUCCUCCCUCAUCGGCCCGGGUACUUGGACAAGUUUGAGAGGUUUUUCAAAGAAUCAGACUCAUAGUGAUUAUUAAUGACUAAGUGGUUAGAAUUUUUAAGUUGUUUGCUUGUUUAAAGCGGAAAUAAGAGGCUGGAUAUAAACCGAAAUGUUGUUUGACUGAACUAAUUCUUCAGUGUUACAAAUUACUGGUCUGUUUAGGAAUUGAAUAGGGAUGGUUUUUUUGGACUACAUGCAAAGAAAAGCAAAAAAUUAGUUUACCACUGCUGGAAACUGCAGAAGAGCUCUGAAAGUGUCCUUUGUUGGUAGUGAUGCACGAUUAAUCAAAAUAAAAGUUGCAAUUUUGACUUUGACAGUUGACUUUUGACAAAUUUUAGUCUCCCUGUGGUUUUCUGCCCAAAUAAAAGCUAUAGUGAAUGGUUUAACAGUUGAAAAUGACUAAAUUAAGACAUAAAUUAAGCCAUAAAUAUUAGUAUUGUAAUUUUACAGUUGUUCUAUAACAUAAAAUAUUAGUAAUAAAUGCAUUCUAUUACAAUAGUAAUUAUUUCUUGUUUUGCCUGUGUUAUUGUAUUAUAUGUGACCUUGGACCACAAAACCAGUCUUAAGUAGCACAGGUAUAUUUGUAGUAAUAGCCAACAAUACAUUGUAUGGGUCAAAAUUAUUGAUUUUUCUUUUAUGCCAAAUAUCAUUAUGAUAUUAAGUAAAAAUCAUGUUCCGUGUAGAUGUUUUCUACCAUAAAUAUAUCAACUUAAUUUUUGUUUAGUAAUAUGCAUUGCUAAGAACUUCAUUUGGACAAGUUUAUAGGCGAUUUUCUCAAUAUUUGCAUCAAUGGAAAGCUUAUUUACUUCGCUUCCAGAAUAUGUAUAAAUCUCAGUUUUGAACAGUUGACCCUUAUGACUGGUUUUGUGGUCCAAGGUCACAUAUAGUCUCAUAAGCACAGGCUUUUUAAGAAAUUGCAUUUAAAAUUACAAUUAGGUUUUUCCCUCAAAUCGUGCCACCGUAUUUAUUAAUGUUCAUGUUAUUUGUUGUACUAUUUCCUUGCUGUAUUAAAUUAGAGUGUGCAGUAUCCUUUAAUGAAGGAAUAGGAUGAACUGUUAGACUGUUAACACUGUGUAACCCGAGUAUAAGCUGGUCUUAUUAUUUUAUUUUUUUUCUCUCUGUAUUAUGGAAUGGUAAAGGUGCAUGGUUGUUGUUGUUGUUGUUGUUGUUUUUUUUUUUUUUUUUUCCCCUAUUAAGACAUUAUAUACCAACAGUAUAAAUUCAGAGAUCACUGAAAAAUGACAAAUGAGUGUAAAACUAGUAUUAUCAAUUAAAAGCUGCCAACUUUUAUAUAUAUAUGUGUAUAUAUAUAUGUGUAUAUAUAUAUAUAUAUAUAUAUAUAAAAACUCGAGGACUAUACCAUGUGAUUUACACCUAUGAGAAGUAUUAGUGAUCAAAACUACUUGUCAGUACUUGUAUAGUGACAUAAAUUGAAAGGACUGGGCACAGAGGUUAGUAUUCUACUUUUCAUGUGAAGAAUACGUUUUGCUUGCUUUCAGAUGUGACGCAUCCAUUCAUCAUUUGAAAACUAAAAACUGAUUGAUUCGUGUUAAAGCCUUUUUACUUCGGGGUCACGUCUGUUACAAGGGCAGAAAUGCCACUGCCUUGCUGUUUGGUGUCCAAAUGCAGGACACUUGGUGUAAAUGGAUGGCUUUUAUAGCUUUUACCAUAAAGUUAUAAAAGCCCAUAACUAGUCCUGGCCUUGCGUGUCAUAUAUUUCUUACUGUUGAGCACACUUGUUUUUUAUUGUGAUUUUUAGACUUUUUAUAAUCUUGACAUUGUCAGACCAGUAACUGUUUACGUUUUCAGCUACUUGUGUUUUGUUCAUCCAACAAAAUGACUUGGAUAUUUUCUGUGUGAAGGCUAAUGUUAACUGACUUUGUUUCAUCUGCUGAGGAAACAUGCACUUCUAAAAUGUACAGUAUUGGUGUAGUUUUUCACACCAGACUAUUUAAAUAAAGUAACUUAUUUAUACACCGA
This is a messenger RNA of Labeo rohita (rohu), 3324 nucleotides long. Its product is annotated as ERBB receptor feedback inhibitor 1. Gene Ontology annotation, cellular component: extrinsic component of cytoplasmic side of plasma membrane. Lineage: Eukaryota; Metazoa; Chordata; Actinopteri; Cypriniformes; Cyprinidae. The record is from RefSeq and is a predicted model, not a curated record. The coding region runs from base 319 to 1371 and encodes 350 amino acids. Gene Ontology annotation, biological process: negative regulation of epidermal growth factor receptor signaling pathway; regulation of keratinocyte differentiation. The transcript has 4 exons.